Molecule: messenger RNA, 1358 nt
Organism: Prunus persica (peach)
Lineage: Eukaryota; Viridiplantae; Streptophyta; Magnoliopsida; Rosales; Rosaceae
Exons: 7
Coding region: 201-1358 (385 amino acids)
Molecular function (GO): DNA binding; DNA-binding transcription factor activity
Source: RefSeq, a predicted model, not a curated record
GCUCUCUCUCUCUCUCUCUCUCUCUCUCUCUCUCUCUGUGAUUCGCAUGUAUCUACUGUUGGAUCAACUGGGUUUGGUGUCAGCUGGUUACAUGGUGGAUUUAUGAUGAAGGUUCAGAUGAAGUGCAGUGCUUGAUUUCUGUGUAUGGAUAUUACUAAAUCUAUACCAAUAUUGAUCAUCAAGUUCAGAAGUGAUGAGGCAUGCUAAGUGGAGGACCGAAAGAAAUAUAUAGACGAGAUAUGGCGCCUGAGAGAAUUGAGAUUUCAGAUGAAGAUGAUCAAAGCAGUGAUGCAAGUUACGAAAUUCAAGCUAAAAAUGACUGUUUACGCAGUUCUCAAAAGUGUUUGUUCUUUGACCUGAAUGAGGAAGCAAGUAUUGGAGAUGAUGAUCAGGAUGUUUCUUCAUCCAACGAAGGCACCCAAGCCGUUGGGAGCAGAAUAUCUCCAGUAGGUAAUUUAAGUUGUAAUAACACAAGUGUUGAAGGAAAAGAACGGACAAUUGCAGUAAGGCAAUAUGUUCGAUCCAAGAUGCCGAGGCUUCGUUGGACUCCUGAUCUCCAUCUAGCAUUCAUCCAUGCUGUUGAGAGGCUCGGCGGACAAGAAAGAGCAACUCCAAAAUUAGUUCUUCAAUUGAUGAACGUGAGAGGACUUAGCAUUGCCCACGUAAAGAGUCACUUGCAGAUGUAUCGAAGUAAGAAGCUGGACGAGUCAGGCCAAGUUAUCUCUCAAUCAAGUAGAGGAAUGCAAGUAAAAGAUCACAUUCUGGAAGCCUACCGCAAAUUCAAUCCUUAUGGGCACUUAAGACAUGUUGAUGACAACGGAAGCCAUUUUGCUUCUCCACCGGUAUUGAAACAGCAGCCAUAUGAUGAUUUCAACGCAAACUCUUCAAGGUCGAUUUCAUUGUGGAGAGUAAAUUCCGGGAUAGACAACCAUGGGAGCAAUAUAAGAAGCUCAAACAUUUUUCAUGUAAGGGAAGCAAUAACAAGAGAUGGGCCUUUUAGACCCAGCCGAUUUCUUGAAGAGAAGAGAUGGCCUCCUUGUGAAUUGAUUGGAAACCACAUGAAGGGUAGGAGACAUUUGCUAAACUUUACUUGGGGUGAUAUCAAUAAUGUUCCACAACCUAAUAACUUAGUAUGGAGCGCCAAGGCAAGUACCAUUAACCAACAUCAACCCAAUACAUGCAGUCCAAAGUUCAUCUCUAGUAGCUAUGAACCCUCACUACUACAAAAAACACCGGUGGUUCCAGCGACUGAGGUUGGUCGGGAUGGCAAGAGGGAAGUGGCCCGGUUCUUUUGGGACCGGUGCCACCCAAAACGGUGGCCGGAUGCGAAGGUGGUGGCCCAAAAAACCACCGGAUGA